AGAGUGGCUGAGAGGUGCUCAGACCUCCCUGCGGGCACCUGCCCGGGGCCAGGGGGCAGGUGGGCGGAGUCCCGGGAGGCGGUGCCUAACAGUUGAGGGCGGGGCUGAGGACUAGGGUGACCCCCCUGACCUUGGGUGAGCGCGCUCUAAAGACCAGGGCCAUGGACACAGGACAGGUGAGCAAGGCCAGUGCAGGAGGGACCUGCCCUGAGGGCGACAAGCAGUGUCUACCGCGAGAGAAGGCGGCCGUGAGGAUCCAGGCAUGGUGGCGCGGCGGCCGGGUGCGCCAGGCGCUGCUGCAGGCGGCGCUCCGGGCCUGGGCCAUCCAGUGCUGGUGGAGGUCGGCGCAGGCCAAGACGCUGGAGCAGAGGCGGCGCCUGGCGCUGCGGCUCUACACCUGCCAGGAGUGGGCGGUGGUGAAGGUCCAGGCCCAGGUCCGCAUGUGGCAGGCCCGCCGGCGCUUCCUCCAGGCCCGCCAGGCGGCCUGCACCAUCCAGUCCCACUGGCGCUGGCACGCCAGCCAGACCCGGGGCCUGCUCCAGGGCUGCUAUGAGGUCAAAGCCAGCCACCUGGAGCUGGACAUCGAAAUCCUCAUGGCCUAG
Myotis myotis is the source of this 602-nucleotide messenger RNA. RefSeq names its product IQ motif containing F6 (gene IQCF6). The transcript has 2 exons. Lineage: Eukaryota; Metazoa; Chordata; Mammalia; Chiroptera; Vespertilionidae. Bases 162 to 602 code for a protein of 146 amino acids. Gene Ontology annotation, molecular function: calmodulin binding. The record is from RefSeq and is a predicted model, not a curated record.